AUGGCAGACGAAGCUAUGAACGAAGGGAACUUUUCCCAUAACAACACCGUAGCACCCACAGUUCACCGUGUGCUUCCACUUUUCUCCCUCGUAGGCCGAACAGCCAUUGUCUCUGGCGCUGGAGCAGGUAUAGGUCUAGCUGUCGCGGAGGCGUUGGCAGAAGCAGGAGCGAAUGUAGCAAUAUGGUACAACAGCAACAAGAAAGCCAUAGAAGAAGCAGAGAAAAUUGAGAAGGAAUAUGGCGUCAAAUGUACGUGUAUCCCACCCUUGCUUCAAAGUUCGCAUCUGAUUGGGGCGCAUAUACUAAAUUUGGUGGGCGGCUCAGGUAAGGCCUACCAAGUGGACGUCACUUCGUAUGAAGCUAUCGCUGCGAUUACGGACGAAGUUAUUCGGGAAUUCAAUGGUAGACUCGAUGUUUUCGUGGCCAAUUCUGGUAUUCCCUGGACUCAAGGCGCUGCUCUUGAUGGCGAGCUGGACCAUUACCAUAAAAUCAUGAAGACGGAUAUCGACAGUGCAUUCUACUGCGCUCGUGUAGCUGGGCUACACUGGAGACGGCAAAAGAAAGAACAAACCACAAUUGACGGCAAACCAUUCGCGCCAGCCUUCCGAGAAGGUAGCUUUGUAGCAACAGGGAGUAUAAGCGGAACAAUCGUCAACAUCCCUCAAUUGCAAGCUGCCUACAAUGCCGCCAAAGCAGCUGUUAUUCAUCUCUGCAAAUCUUUGGCCGUCGAGUGGGUAGGUUUCGCCAGAGCGAACACGGUAUCACCGGGAUACAUCUCGACGGAAAUCCUGAGCUUUGCUCCCAGCCCUCUGCAUAAAAUCUGGCAGGAUAAGACGCCAAUGGGGAGAGAAGGUCAGGCGCAUGAGUUGAAAGGUGCCUUUCUGUAUCUUGCUUCUGAUGCUGCGAGUUAUACCACGGGCGCGGAUAUCGUUAUUGAUGGAGGAUACUCUCUUCCAUAG
This is a messenger RNA of Lachnellula hyalina, 960 nucleotides long. Its product is annotated as L-xylulose reductase. The record is from RefSeq and is a predicted model, not a curated record. Lineage: Eukaryota; Fungi; Ascomycota; Leotiomycetes; Helotiales; Lachnaceae. Gene Ontology annotation, molecular function: oxidoreductase activity, acting on NAD(P)H, oxygen as acceptor. The coding region runs from base 1 to 960 and encodes 319 amino acids. The transcript has 3 exons. Gene Ontology annotation, cellular component: intracellular anatomical structure.